AUGACCAUGGGCUCCUACGUGCCACCCAUCCCAAACAAACCAUGGAUUGAGACACCACUCGUUGAGUCGACCGCUCUCUCCCUCUCAGCCAAUUGCCGUAUCUUUCUCAAACUCGAGCUUCUCCAGCCCGCCGGCUCCUUCAAAUCCCGCGGCAUGGGCAACCUCAUCCUAGAGCAUAUCAAACAUGCCUCCGCCCAAAGCUCCUCCCACAAACCCCUACACUUCUACUCUUCCUCCGGCGGCAAUGCAGGACUCGCAUGCGUCAUCGCCGCACGAUCACUAGGAUACAAAGCCUCUGUCGUAGUCCCCAUGACCACCAAACCAUCCAUGAUCGCCAAACUCCAAGCCGCUGGGGCCACGUCCGUGAUCCAACACGGCGAAAGCUGGCACUACGCUGACGCUCAUCUCCGCAACCACAUCCUCAACCAUCCCCAAGCCAAAACCGAAGAAGCAGAAGAAGAGGGCAUCUACAUCCCACCCUUUGACCACCCGGCCGUCUGGGCCGGCGCCUCAACCAUAAUCUCCGAGCUCCAACACCAACUAUCGGACAACCAACCUCCGGACGCCAUCAUCCUCAGCGUCGGAGGCGGCGGUCUCUUCGCCGGCAUCAUGCUCGGCCUCGACCAAGCCCAAGAUGAAGCAUGGUCUCACGUCCCCGUCCUAGCCGUCGAAACAGACGGCGCGGACUCUCUCGCCCAAUCUCUCCAGGCCGGAGAGCUAAUCACCCUCCCCGGGAUCACGAGCAUCGCCAAGUCCCUCGGCGCGAUCCGCGUCGCGGACCAGGCCUUCCAGUACGCGCAGAGGCCGAACGUGAAGAGCGUGGUUCUUGACGACGCGGAGGCGGUGAUGGGGGUCUGCAGGUUGGCGGAUGAGGAGAGGUUGCUGGUGGAGCCGGCCUGCGGGGUCUGUGUUGCGCUGUGUCAUGAAGAUAAGCUGAGGGAGGUGGUCAAGGGGUUGGGUCCGCAGAGCAGGGUCGUCGUCGUGGUCUGUGGCGGGUGCGAUGUCGAUGUCGGGAUGGUGGUGAGGUGGAGGGAGGAAUAUGCGCAGCGGUUUCGGGAGUUGAGAGGGGGUUACCUAAUGGGAAAGGGACGGGAGGGGACAGAUUGA
Molecule: messenger RNA, 1107 nt
Organism: Endocarpon pusillum Z07020
Lineage: Eukaryota; Fungi; Ascomycota; Eurotiomycetes; Verrucariales; Verrucariaceae
Exons: 1
Coding region: 1-1107 (368 amino acids)
Biological process (GO): L-threonine catabolic process; L-serine catabolic process
Molecular function (GO): threonine deaminase activity; L-serine ammonia-lyase activity
Source: RefSeq, a predicted model, not a curated record